Messenger RNA from Leguminivora glycinivorella, 1441 nucleotides. RefSeq names its product NADH-ubiquinone oxidoreductase 49 kDa subunit (gene ND-49). Gene Ontology annotation, molecular function: quinone binding; NADH dehydrogenase (ubiquinone) activity; NAD binding. The coding region runs from base 1 to 1371 and encodes 456 amino acids. Lineage: Eukaryota; Metazoa; Arthropoda; Insecta; Lepidoptera; Tortricidae. The transcript has a single exon. The record is from RefSeq and is a predicted model, not a curated record. Gene Ontology annotation, biological process: mitochondrial electron transport, NADH to ubiquinone.
AUGAAAGUUAUUCGAUCAAUAUUCUUUCUCAGGAAAAUUCAAAACAUUCGCUUCUUUACGGUUAGUUCUUCACUUCGCGGGCACAAAUGGUUCCCUGACGCGGAGUAUGUGAAGCAGUACAGUGGUCCAGCUAUAUGGAGCACACCUGAAAUGGAGAAAUAUUACACACCGAUCUAUCACGGGAGACUUCCACCUGUUGAACGAAAAUUGAAAAAUAUGUGGAUCAACUUUGGUCCACAACAUCCAGCCGCACACGGUGUGUUGCGACUAAUCCUCGAACUGGAUGGUGAAACAGUAGUAAGGGCUGAUCCCCAUGUCGGAUUCUUACACCGUGCCACGGAAAAACUCAUGGAAAAUAAACAUUAUAAUCAAAGCCUGCCCUUCAUGGACCGUUUAGACUACGUGUCGGCCCUUGCAAAUGAACAGACCUUUGCUUUAGCCGUUGAAACGUUAGCCAACAUUGAGGCACCCCCCAGGGCGAAAGCGAUUCGAGUUCUGUGUACUGAGCUUAGUCGGGUAGCCAACCAUUUAUUGAAUGUGGCUGGCACUGUUUUAGAUGCAGGUGGUAUCACACCUUUUUUUUGGACGUGUGAAGAGAGAGAAAAACUAUAUGAGCUGUUCGAAAGGCUAUGUGGAGCUAGGGUUCACUGCGCUUAUAUAAAAGUCGGUGGCGUGUCUCAAGAUCUGCCGAUCGGGUACCUGGAUGACGUCUAUGAGUUUUGUAGUAAAAUGGGAGAACGUUUAGAUGAAAUGGAGGACCUAGUUACGGGCAAUCGCUUAUAUUAUGCUAGAACAGCAGGCAUCGGCUCUUUUAGUGCUCACCAAGCGAUCAAUUUAGGUUUCAGCGGACCGAUGUUACGCUGCACUGGUGUUAAAUGGGACUUAAGAAUCGUUCAUCCGUAUGACGGUUACGAUCAAUACGAUUUCGAUGUUCCCGUGGGAACGUAUGGUGAUUCUUACGACCGACAUCUUUGUCGCUUGGAAGAAACUCGACAGGCGUUGAGAAUUCUAAAUCAAGUCAUCGAUACUAUGCCCGAGGGAGAGUAUAAAACGGACGAUUCUAAAUACUGUUUGCCGAGUCGAGUAGAAAUGAAGACUUCCAUGGAGUCUCUGAUUCAUCACUUUAAGUUGUGCACGGAGGGCUAUCCGGUGCCGCCGGGGUACACGUACACGGCGACCGAGUGUCCGAAGGGCGAGCUGGGGCUGUACAUGGUGGCGGACGGCACGUCGCGGCCCUACCGCGUGGGUAUGCGCCCAUGCUCCUACAUCCACCUCGCGGGCAUCGCAGUCUUCGGCAAAGGACUGUAUUUAGCCGACAUAUCUAUCAUUGUCGCUAGUAUAGAUGUUGUUUUUGGUGAUGUUGACCGCUAGGUCUCAGAUAUUGUAUUGGAAAUAAUAAUCCAUCUAUUUGCGUGAAAAUAAUUUAUUUAACAAUUCUUUA